Molecule: messenger RNA, 8612 nt
Organism: Solenopsis invicta (red fire ant)
Lineage: Eukaryota; Metazoa; Arthropoda; Insecta; Hymenoptera; Formicidae
Gene: ich
Exons: 2
Coding region: 94-3519 (1141 amino acids)
Biological process (GO): embryonic hindgut morphogenesis; embryonic pattern specification; regulation of transcription by RNA polymerase II
Cellular component (GO): nucleus
Molecular function (GO): DNA-binding transcription factor activity, RNA polymerase II-specific; RNA polymerase II transcription regulatory region sequence-specific DNA binding
Source: RefSeq, a predicted model, not a curated record
AUCCAGUGGAAAGUGUAUCACGUCUGUACUGCAAGUCAAAAUUUUGAUAUCGCUAAAUAAAAAAAGAUCAGUGAAGAUUGCGAAGUUGCAGCUAUGAAAGAACUUUUAAGAGUCGUUAAAGCAAGAAAAGCUCCGAAAACUCUGGUAACGAACAACACAGUAAUGCAAAAAAUGAGAACAGCAAAUGACUUGAAAGCGGGAUAUCUCGAGAUGAGUCCAAUGAAUGAUCAGAACUAUCUAGAUGCACGAAUCAAUGCAACAAACGACUUGACAGUGGGAUGUAUCGAGAACAGUUCAAUGAAUUAUCCAAAUGCACAUACCAAUACAGCAAACAAUUUGGCAACUGAAUAUGUGAAGAAUGGUUCAACAAAUAUCCAGAAUUGUCCAAACACACAAAUCAACUCAGCAAAUAAUUGGAGAGUGGGAUAUAUCCAGAAUAAUCCAAUGAAUGACCAGCACUGUUUAGACACACAAAUUAAUACAACGAACGUCUUGACAGGGAGAUAUAACCCAAUGAUUUUUCAGAAUUGGUCAAAUACACAAAUCGAUGCAGGGAACAAGUUUGCAGCAAGGUGUAUCGAAAACAGGCCUAUGAAUGUUUCGAAUUAUCCAAAUACACAAAUCAACUCAGCAAACAACUGGAGAGAGGGAUAUAUCCAAAAUAAUCCAAUAAAUAACUAUUGUUCAGAUGCACAAAUUAAUACAACAAACAUCUUGACAGGAAGAUAUAGUCCAAUAAUUUUUCAGAAUUGGUCAAAUGCAAAAAUCAACGCAGGAAAUAAGUUUGCAGAGAGAUGUACCGAAAACAGUCCUAUGAAUAUUUCGAAUUGUCCAAAUACACAAAUCAACUCAACAAACAACUGGAGAGCGGGAUAUAUCCAGAAUAAUCCAAUAAAUGACCAGCAUCGUUUAGAUGCACAAAAUGCAGCAAACCUCUUGACAGGAAGAUAUAAUCCAACGAUUUUUCAGAAUUGGUCAAAUACAAAAAUCAACGCAGAGACCAAGUUUGCAGCGAGGUGUAUCGAAAACAGUUCUAUGAAUGUUUCGAAUUGCCCAGAUACACAAAUCAACGUAGCCAACAACUUGGGAGCGGGAUGUAUCGAGAAAAGUGCAGUGGGGUGCCACAGCUUCGCUGGUGGUUGCAACAGUAUCAACAGUGCACAAAAUUACCGCCCGUUAUUGCCCCUGACUUCGGAAUUUCCUCAGUACGAGCAGGAAUCGCUGUUCAACACUGGUGACUGUCAGUUCGAAAGACCUCCGUAUCAAGUCGCGGGCCAACAGCCAUCCAGUAACGACGGUAACUUUCAAGGUUAUCAAAAUUCAUUGUACAAUCCUUUGUUUCCGUCAUCGAAUGGCUCUAGUGCGAACGUGUGUGGUACCCUAAAUCCGUCUGGCUGCUACAAACUUCCAUCGUCACCAGAAUCUCUCGCAACUACUCCGCCGGCUCUCACUGAAUCGGUGUCGUCGUCGACACAUCGCGCGCAGACACAGGUACCUGACUACCUGUGCUCGGAGAAACCUAAUUUCCAAAAGGUGUCCAAAAAGUUACUCAAGACGUCGCCCACGUCGACAAACACGCGUAGCAUCGCUGCUACCAACGCAGCGCCGGCAGCUACUAACGUGCUCUACAACGAGCAGGUACAGUCCCUAAACUUCAGGAACAAGACGGAGUUUCACGGUGUGUGCCCGGAGGAGCAACGGCAGUCGUGUAGCGGAUCAUCCUCGUCGUCCUCCCGAUUCAUUCCGUCCACAACAUACGACAACUUGUUGAACUCGGUGAGGAACCUGCCGAUCGGUCGCAUUGGUAUCAGCGGUGACAACGUCUAUGUGGAUAGAAACAACAGUUGCUUGAAAGAGUACUCUUCGAGGGCGAUACCAACGGUGAAAGAAGAACAACGUAAGCUGCCACCACCGCAGCAAGAAUCGCCCGUAGUGCCAGGUUACAGGCUUAACAACGCAGGUUUCAUCUUGGAGACGGGCUCAGGGUCAAAGGGCGAGCCCGCUAUAGAGACAAACGUAGCUUGUACCAUUGCUGCCCGUAAUAGCAGCAAUUAUAAGCAGCAAUCCUUUUGCGCGGGAAGAAGCACCAGCGACGCAUCGCUGGUGAAGCACGCGGCCCUGCCACAUUACUUAGACACCAUUUCGCCAACAUCGGACAUUGUAACGGAGAUGAAAUACGCGACACAAUCGGGCCCGCCGGCGGCGCCGCCACACUUGACCUCAUCUGGCGUCGAGCCGCCGCACAGCAGCCAAGGUUCCGGGAUUGUGGUGGGUAGUUCGCCAGCUGAGAUCGACAGUCUACUGUUGCCCUGGACAAAUGGGCCGGAGUUCCUGGAUGGAGGAGUCCCGGAUACAAAACAGACGGCCGUCGGAUUUCAAGAUAAUUGGGACUCGAUCCUCGGUACAACGGUCUCCGAGCAAUCGGAGGGGAAGCUACUUCCGCUUCCACCCUUCACCAAUUACACGGGACACCUUCAGAUCAAUGGCAUCCCUGGACAUCACUAUCAUACGAUAGCUUCGUCUGGCCAAAGAUCGUCAAUCGAGGUGGGAUCUGCUUCUCCCACACCAUCCUCCAAUCAGGAAUUCUUCGAGUCGCCUGUAGUGUCUUCUAGCACGCCGUGUCCGCAGGCGAGCCAGAAACAGCAGCAACAACAGCAACAGCAGCAGCAAAAUCAUCAACAACCGCAACAUCACCAUCCUCACAAUCCACAGCAGCAACAACAGCUACCGCAGUCAACGCAGCAGAUAAUCUACGAGGACAUGGAAGAUAUAGCUCAGAUCAUCGGUUCUGCGAUAGCAGACACAACCGUGCCGGGCAAUGGAAAUGGUCCCAGUUCCGAGCAGGAUACAGACGCCUCAAGGGACUGGAUAGACAUCGCCGAUUGGAUAACGGACUGUUCGCCUAAGACCCAUCAAGAGACCACGUCGCCUAGCACGUUCGCGUCUCAUCAGAUUUACGUGACAACGACUCCGUCAACGCAGAAUCAGCAACAUGCUGGCUCUGCGUUACAGAACUUGCUCACGCAGAAACUCGAUUACGCGCCGUUACUGCAGGCGAGACUGCAAUCCGGUAACGCCGCGAAUCUUCAGAACGCGUCUUGUGGUGAAACCCCAUCGUCGACGAGCCCAUUUCCACCGCUCAGCCCACCCAACCGAGUGUCCACGUCAUGUAGUCCCGACGAUAUUCUGACUUCGUCUUUUGCCGCGCCCUCCCACCCCAGAAAGAGGUCACGACCUUCACCAGGUUCCGGGGGCGCACCCUCCAAAAAGGGUCCAUCCGCCGGUGCCGGUGCGUUACCAUACGGAACGGAAUCGGGUUUAAUGAGUGGCAAGGAUAAGCCAAUACAUCGGUGUCAUAUCUGUCAAAGAGGUUUCCUAAACAAAAGCAAUAUUAAAGUACAUUUACGUACGCAUACGGGCGAAAAACCGUUCAGAUGCGAUGUAUGUAGCAAAGCCUUCAGGCAAAAGGCGCAUCUUAUUAAGCAUCAACAGAUUCACAAAAGAAUUGGCAGGGAUUAGACAGAUUUUUUUUCCAAUCGAACAGACAUACUUUAUAAGAUAGAAAAUAGUGUAGUUAUUUUAAUAGUUAGUUAAAUAAGACAAAUAUAAAUAAGAACACUUGGACAUACUACUGAAGUACUUAUGAUGUUAUGUGCUUAUGAUGAAACAUGUCGAUGUAGUGACUGUGUAAAUUUUAACUAUCAGAGUCAGGAUAAAUGCUGCAAAGUUUGUAUCUUCAAUAGCUUCGAAAAGAAAUCUGAUGGAAUUUCAACGAGCUGCUUGGCCUCUUGUGCUGAGCAUCAUUGAAUCUUGAUCAGAAAUAACAAUAAAAACUAAGAUAAUAUUUACUCUCUAUUGUUAUGACUUGUUCGGCGUUCAAUGUUCAGAGCUCACGGUCCAGUACUGCAUUGUGUUAAAAUCGUAUCAGACUACUCAUAGGUACGAGCUUUAUUAUUAUUGAAAAUACGGCUGAGUUAUAUUAAUUUAGUUAUAAUCGCAACACGACAAUCGAUUAAGGACCAGUUGCCAACCUGAUGCCUGAACGGUGCAAAUCCAAGUGAUUCUUGAAGCACGAGUGCAAUAAUGAAGUAAAAUAGUAACUUCAGUAUUGACAAGCUUCAAGUAUGACUUAUCUGGAAAUCUCUUUGAUAGUUUCAUCGGUGCAUGACUUCAUCGGUGCCAAUUCUUGUUCGCAAACGCGAUUCCGCUUCAAUCUAGAUUCCUUGAAAGCGAUAAAAAAAACUUUACGAAAUUUUUUACUUAUUUUAUAUACAUCCGCACGUUAUCUGUAAAUGUAUGUAUAUAUAAAAAGUUUCAUAUAUAAAUAUAUAUAAAUGUAUAUAUUUAUAUUUAUUUAUUUAUAUAUGACAACAGACAGAAAGAUUUAAAAAAAUUUUUUUAAAUAUUUUUUUCUUGACAUAUUUUCUGUUAUGUGAUAAUACAUAUUUCUUGGGAGAACUAAAAAUUGAAAAUUAGAAUGGGUGAAAUCGUCGAUGGCCACUACUUUUUAUCAGAAAAUAAUUUUGUUUCAAUUAACUACGUUCGCGCGAUUACUGUGUUAUACCGGCUGUAUUGUACUAUACUGAUUUUUCAUCACACGUUCGCUAUAUACGCUAAAAAUCCAGAUAACCCAAAUGCUGUCUGGAACGCUAGGAACAGUGGUCUCCUGGAUCCUAAUCGAACGGUACGUAAUCCAAUGGGUGAUAUCAAUCCAGUUCGUUGUGGUGCCUGUACUUUGUAAAGAAAUUUUUAAGUAAUAAAAUUUAUAAUAUUGAGUUUGGCGCGAGACAAGCUGAUAUUGAAAAUUUUAUUGUUUAAGAGAAUGUUUUCUCGAUGUAUUAUUUGGGCUGUCGGAUAGUUUUGAAAACAAAAUCGAACCUCUGCUUUCUCGACCCUGCCACCUCAAAUAUUCAAGUAGAAAUAUUAUACGAGACUAGCAAUUUUCUUCGCCUUCUUCUGUUUCACGGAAUAUGGAUCACGAUACUCGAUAUGACACUGCGUUACAUCAAGAUACAAUUUCUCAUCAAGAUAUAACUCAACGUCAAUGAGCGCGCCAUAGGGUAGAAGAAAGCGAAGAAAAUGAUUAAUCCUGUAUUAAUACGCAGUCGGGCGCGUGCCUACUCGCGCUCAAGAUGUACCUAAACUCGAACGUAGCGCAUUAAGGAAUAGCUUCUAGUUUUCUCUUAUUUAUAUAGCUUUUUAUUUUACGUCCCUUCUACCGUACCCUCGUUCUCCCAUUUAAUUUAUCUUCCCUCGAUACUUGACUCCGCGUACCUUGUAAGAUAGCCGCUCUUAUUUAAGCUUCCUCCUCCCCCUCCCGUUUCCUUUUUAUCUCUCUUUUAGUUACGACCUCUCACCGUGUGUAAAAUAUUGUACGACUUAGUUACUUAAUUGCACUUCCCUCACGGUCCUGCGCGACAAAAGGAUCUAUGUACGGGUUUAUUUUUCCUGUAAUACUAAAUCGAACGAUGAACGUUGACGAGGUGCGAGUUUUCGACGGAUCGACGAAUAAUUCUCGAUCGUAAUCGCAGGGACACUCUCACGGUUCUCGAUGUUAGUCGUCGAGCUCACGGACACUGGCUGAAUGCUUUUUUCUUCCGUGCGAUUCUCUCUCUCUCUCUCUCGCUACUCGAUCCUCGAAUUCUCGUUGCUGCUGCUGCUUCCGCUGCGGUAGUCGCUGAUCACGGAACAUAAUUUGUAUAAAGUCAUAUGCAUUGUACAUGUGCAUUAUUUAUGAAAACUUGAUGUUCAAUUAAAUGAUUGUUACCGCAAUACAAUCUUGUCAUGUUUCUCUCGUGCCCUUCUUACCCGGACCACUUCCUCCGCUCUCUAUCUUUCAGGCAUUCUCUCUGUGGCUCAACUCUCGACCAGCAAUUUCAUAAUAAUCAACUUGGCAGUGGCGCUUUGUUAAAAACAUUUAUAAUGUUUUGUACAGCAAAUAAAUAAUUACCAAGGAAAUUGUUCGUGGCGAUAAAAUCGCGGUCGGAAAGAUAUAGGGCUCGAUAGGGAGAAUAAUGAUAAAGGCAUUACGUGCAUUUCUGAGAUUCAAGAACGCGAUGUUACAAUGGCACGGAGGCUUUUAAUGCUGAACCUGCAUGCGGAGUAUGGACAAUUGAUUUUUUUCAAUUUACCGUUACGUUUAAGACGGAAUAAAGGUAAAAGAGGCAUGAAGAUCCGGCUCCGCGCCGCGCCGCGCCGCGUCGCAUGCAAUGCGGUUUCUCGUGGGAUACUUGAUCGCCCGACAUCGUAAAUACGUUCUUUCCGUAGAAUUUUAUAGCGCGCGUUUCGAUCUCCGGCGAAUAACGCGUCUCGCGCGCGCGUCACAAUGAAAUUCGGGAUGAAUUCGCGCGCGCGUCACGGUGUUCGGUCAAGUCGCACGCGCGCUACUGUCGACGUUAUCGCUGUUAUGGAAUAAUCGCCAGCUACGGUGAAAAAGGCAGGGGAUUUGUUUUCGGAUAGUCAUCAGAGGCGGUAGUCGGCGCUUCCGGACUUUGGAUGCCAGCGUCAGCUCCGAGCGGACAACGGGCCAAAUUACAGGCGAGCUCUAACAAAGGACGGCGUUGAAAAGGGAUCUAGGACAGUUCGCGUGGCGGUCUGUCCUGAUGUUUGCGCGGGGUAUAUGGACCGCGGAUUAUUGUUGAAUAUAAUGAUAUAACGGGUUUACGGUCCCGAAGGUUAUACGGUCUGUCGUGCGAUGUUGUCUCUUCGGUGUGGAACAAGGAGAAGCGUAGAUUCAGAUAUGAAGGAGAAGAUACCGAGGAGAAGAGACGAGAAAGAGAGAGACAUGGAGCUUUUAUUUCUGCCCGACAAUGAGACGAGCGAGGUUCUCGUGAUCGUACACGCGAAUCGUAAACAGAGGCAUGGUCACAACGCGUCUAACUGUACUGUUGAUUAAUUCACGCGCAACGAACAUAUAAGGCAUAAGAGUAUCGAUACACGGAGCAGCUAACAGAAGCGCGCAGCAUCGUAAAACAACAGCAAAACAAAUAAGGAGUGCUAUAAAAAAGACGCAAGAUGAGAGAUAAUUGAGGGAACGCGUCGCCGCUUACGAAGAAGAUGCAAGGCAAAGGAUGAUUAAAUGGCUGUAAGGCAGAUGCAAAUAAUUAGAAGAAGAUGACGUUACAUAGAAGGUAAUAGCAGUAGCAGGAUUGAAAGAUAAAUUAUCGGAGAUAAGUGCGAAUUUCAAAGAGAGCGCGCCCCGCUCACGGUUUUAUUAAAAAAAGAGGGGAAAAACGGCGAAAAAAAUUAGGAUGAGUGAAUUUCCGUAAUAAAAUAUCAUUUCACACAUUAUUUAGCAAUUACGGCUAGAGUAGCGUAGAAAAGAAGGUAAUACACAGAUGAAGGGGGAACGCGAAAUUGAUGAACCGACACGUCGAUGACUCAAAUGGGCAGAGGCUAAACCAUCACCACGAAGGGGAAUGGGAGAGUGAGGGAAGAGAUCCGUGAUACCACAGUUCCCAUGACGUGCCCAGUCGGACCAGUGACCCAAAUUUUUGGGGCCCGCUGGCGGAGCUUCGUAAACCCACAACCUUCAAUAUCGUGCUUCCUCCUCCUCCUCCUCUUCCUUUUCUCCCUCCCGAUGUCACGGAUGCGUAAAAGGCUUCGAUGCGAAAGAUCAAUUCAUCCUGCAGCAUGACGAUAUUGAAUUGUUGGUCAUCCGAUGUUCGUCGAUGAUAAGAGGGGGAGGAAGGAAAGGGGGAGGGGACAGAGUAAGAGAAAAACACGAGGAAAAGAGAAGAAUAAAUUUUGUGUCGGACGCCACUACGCGUGCGCUAUAUUGAAUACGUUCAAUUAGUGCCUUCUAUUAGUUACAAUGAUUGUGUAAUUUAUUCGCGGGAUGUUAUAUGCCUCGCCGUAUCCUAGCGACCAUCUGUUAGUUUAGUAGCCUAGAUACCUGAGACGCGUAUGAAACUUAAUAAUAUUGCUGAAAACAAUUAGUGGAACACUUCUUCGGAUAAGCGUGAUAGAACACAUGAUGAUAGAAGAUGAUAGACUAUACACAUUUUGAAUUUUUUAAAUAUUUCUCCUGGUGCAUAAUUCAACAUAUUUUAAUUUCUUGGCUUUUCUACAAAUUUCAAAUUUCCUAUUAAAUUUCUCUUAACGCAUAAUUUAAAACAUGUUCAUCAUAACUUGGUUCAGCUUCUUAGCUUUUUUUAUAACGAUACUUUUCGUGCUCUUAAAGAAACAAUUGCGCCCAAUUGUUUUCGGCAAUUUAUUAAUCGCGAAAAAAUUCCUCGCAAGAAUCUCUGAAAUAUUAAGAUAAUUAUCAUAACUGUGCAAGGGGCACCAAAAGGGAAGGAGUCUCUAUGACACGUAAAAUGUUCAAAUUAAUACAGGAAAAAUAUAAAAUUAGCUCUCGGUGAUAAAUGUUUAGAUACAGUUGUAAUUUAUAGAUAAAUAUUGUUACUAUUGCGGAUGAAUCGGAUAAUUGUACGGGGGUGUGGCAGGUAUCUCUUCCAUAUACGUAUCGCGUGUAAUAAGAUAAUAAAGUAGUCCGUAUCACAUAGUCAUCCUUCCUAAUAACGUCGCGAGAUCAAGCGGCGGAAGAGGUUUCCGUCGCGUUUCUUUGAUGUAUACGAAACUCUUCUACGUGCCCGUUAUGCCCGUGAUAC